This is a messenger RNA of Salvia miltiorrhiza (redroot sage), 921 nucleotides long. RefSeq lists its product as uncharacterized. Gene Ontology annotation, molecular function: nucleic acid binding. Lineage: Eukaryota; Viridiplantae; Streptophyta; Magnoliopsida; Lamiales; Lamiaceae. The coding region runs from base 1 to 921 and encodes 306 amino acids. The transcript has 2 exons. The record is from RefSeq and is a predicted model, not a curated record.
AUGACAGUCAUGUCUACAAACCUAGGUGUGUCUAAAUCUUUGAUUCACAAGUGGGUGAAGGAGAAAAAGCUUAAACCACACACAAAUGCAAUAAAACCCUUUCUUACCCCACAGAAUAGGCUGUCAAGACUGAAGUGGAGCUUAAAUAAGCUUAGUUCAAUAACUGAAGAUGGUUUUAUAAAGUUUCAAAGUAUGUACAACACCAUUCACAUCGAUGAGAAAUGGUUUUACCGUACCAAAACCAAUGAUAGGUAUUACAUCCUGCCGAAUGAAGAGGAACCAUAUCGUACAUGCAAAUCAAAGAGGUACAUUGAAAAGAUUAUGUUUAUGUGUGCCGUUGCCCGACCAAUAUUUGGCCUAGAUGGCAGAUGCAUCUUUGAUGGAAAGUUUGGCAUAUUUCCUUUCACAACCAUGGAAGCAACACAACGGAAUUCAAAAAACAGAAUGAAAGGUACCAUGGAAGUGAAGCCAAUCACAGCAGCUACUAAGGAAGUGAUGAAAUGUUGCCUUUUAAAAGAGCCUGCUAAUUCGCCGGAUACAAAUGUCAAUGACCUAGGGUUUUUCAGAGCAAUACAGACAUUGAAAGAUCAAAAACCAGCAGGGAAUGUGGAGGAGUUACUCAAGAAUGUUAAAGAUGCAUAUGAUGAAUACCCACCAGAGAAGUUAAAUCAUGUGUUCAUUACUUUGCAAAGUUGUUACCAUGAAAUCAUCAAGGCAAGGGGUGGGAAUGACUACAAAAUUCCACACAUGAACAAAGAAAGACUCUCAAGACUGGGGUUGUUACCAGAUUGCAUUCAAGUUGAAGAAACACUUGUAAGGGAAACACUACAGUUCCUGGAGUUGGAUGCAAGUGCAGAGGGAGAAAUUUACAACCUUGGAGCAGUCAUAGAAGGGCUGGAGCAGGUGGACAUUACUGAAUAG